UGUCCUGUGCUGCUGCCGUCUCUCUCUGUGCUUCAGUCUUUCUUUGUUCUCCUUGGAGUAAACAUGACAGAGCCUCGGAGUCCCAGCGUGGAGCUCAAGAGUCUGCAGCUGGGUGACCGCCAAGGCGCAGAGUCUGCAGACAGCGGCAUCGGGGAUGUGGACGACCUCCCGGUUCCUCAGCAGAUCCGGAUCACCAACAUCACAUGUGAUUCAUUCAAGAUCAGCUGGGACAUGGACAGCAGAGGCCGAGAAAGGAUCACGCACUACUUCAUCGACCUCAACAAAAAAGAGAACAUGAGCUCCAACAAGUUCAAACAUAAGGAUGUGCCGACCAAACUGGUGGCGAAGGCGGUUCCCCUGCCGAUGACAGUGAGGGGUCACUGGUUCCUGAGUCCUCGCACAGAGUACACCGUCGCUGUUCAGACAGCCACCAAACAGCCAGAUGGCGAAUACGCCGUUUCUCGAUGGAGUGAGAUCAUUGAAUUCUGCACCGCAGAUUACUCCUCCAUCCACCUGAACCAGCUGCUGCAGAAAGCAGAGGCAAUAGCUGGCAGGAUGCUGCCAUUCACCGUCUUCUACAGAAACCAGCAGAGGGAAUACUUCCAACAAGACAGCCCCUCUUAUCGUUCCAGAGAUGCUCAGUCCUGCCUCAUGCUGCCCUCAGUGAAAGACAACAGCGGCAGCCACGGGUCCCCCAUCAGCGGCAAACUGGAGGGGAUCUUCUUCAGUUGCAACACAGAGUUCAACACAGGAAAACCUCCCCAGGACUCCCCGUACGGACCAUAUCGCUUCCAGAUCCAAGCAGAUGUCCUCUUCAACAAGACCACCAACAUUUACUUUGGGGAUUUCUACUGCAUGUACACGUCGUACCACUACGUAAUCCUGGUCGUAGCUCCUGAUGGCUCCAAAGGAGAUGCCUUCUGUAAAGGGAGGCUGCCAGCCCUGGAUAGGUCCAGCAACUGCUUCUUGACCUGCACUGAGAAGGAGGACGGCUCGCUGUCUUUCCAUCAUGCUCAGGAUGUCAUCCUGGAGGUGAUCUACACGGAGCCAGUGGAUCUGAGGCUGGGCAUGGUGUCACAGAUCAGCGGGCACCAGCUCAUGAGCCUGUCCACCGCCAAUGCCAAGAAAGACCCCAGCUGCAAGAUCUGCAACAUCAGUGUAGGACGUUAGCCGGUCUUUCAGACUGAAAAUAACCAGCUCAAAAGUAGCUAGCAGCUAAGCUACUAACUGAAUUCACCAUCCCAACUGUGGCUAGUUAAGAGCCACCAGUGCCUGGUGGUCCUUGCAGAAAAACAAGCUCAUGCAUUGCUUGUGUAGCAGCACACUACAAGCAACAUUUGCAGUUUAUUGUGACAGCGCCCUCCAGUGGCCAUAUCAUUGUGAUGGAACACAGAGAAACAGGUGAUGUAGCUGCAGAACCAGAAGUUCAGAAGAGAGCAGAGGUCAGGGUGGAUGGAUGGUGGCAAACAGGAAACAGCAGUUUGUUUCUUGUUUUAAAUCUUCAGUGUUUUCUUGGGUUUUUUUUUUUAACUGUUGGUUUAUUAUUGUAACCAUGAUGGCAAAGAUAUUCUAACAUUAUUGAAAUACCUAAUUUAACUCAAACCUCAACUAAACCAACCAAACCUUUACCACUUUUCAGUUUUAGCAGUUCAUAUUUCCUGCCACGCUCCUGUGUAUGGAAGGUCUACAGAAUGGGUAUACUGGCUAACAGUGCAGAUGCCUGAGAGAUCACUGGACCCUGCUGGUUAAAAAGUUUUUUUAAGACUUUAAAAGCCCUGAAAAUGUUUGCAGUGAGUCUGUGUCUGUGUUGUUCUUCUGUAGGAGGACGAGGGACUGUUUGCAUGUCUGUAUACAGGAAAUUUCUCAGUCCAUGGAUGACUGGAUUUUACAGAGCCAGUGCAGCAUUUCCACAGAAACGUGACUUAAAUGAGCUGCAGUUUCCUAUCUUGUUUUUUUUGUGGGUUUUUUUGUGUUUUUUUAAUCUCCUCAUCAGUUUCUCUUGUUUCUGUUCACCAUCUCUGACAGGAAACUGAGCAGCUUUUUUAUGUGAUUGGAAGCUAAAGUGGACUGUAUCACGCAGACACUUUUAUAUUUUUCUAAUAAGAUUAAGCUUUUUUCCUGUAAUUCAUUUUUAACUGUUUAAACCCUUGGUUCCACAGUUUAUAGAUCCCCAUCAUCACCACCC
Archocentrus centrarchus (flier cichlid) is the source of this 2185-nucleotide messenger RNA. Its product is annotated as phytanoyl-CoA hydroxylase-interacting protein-like. The transcript is spliced from 6 exons. Gene Ontology annotation, cellular component: cytoplasm. Bases 64 to 1170 code for a protein of 368 amino acids. The record is from RefSeq and is a predicted model, not a curated record. Lineage: Eukaryota; Metazoa; Chordata; Actinopteri; Cichliformes; Cichlidae. Gene Ontology annotation, molecular function: protein binding.